Molecule: messenger RNA, 1614 nt
Organism: Cryptococcus amylolentus CBS 6039
Lineage: Eukaryota; Fungi; Basidiomycota; Tremellomycetes; Tremellales; Cryptococcaceae
Exons: 6
Coding region: 40-1260 (406 amino acids)
Biological process (GO): deoxyribonucleotide biosynthetic process
Molecular function (GO): oxidoreductase activity
Source: RefSeq, a predicted model, not a curated record
UCGUGGUGUUGUCAUCUCUCUUUCACCAGAUCAUUCAUCAUGCCCCCAGAAGAUAUAUAUUCAGGCAGGCCCUACAGCCGCCACUCUUCCGCCUCCUCCUCCUCGUCUUCUAGGUGCUCAGCCGGCUCCAGCAGCAACACCGACGAGCACAUGUCGCACAUCAACGCUAUCCGGCCAAUCUACGACUAUGGCUGUGGAGCGGUUUCGGAUGAGGCGGAUGAUGACCAGGGAGUCGUAGAGGCCUAUUGUAACUUGGCAAUUGCUGAGCCUAUGCGGCCAUCGCCAAGAGAAAAGACGGCGGAGAAGAAGAAGCAGGUUGAGAGGGUGAAAGAGGUUGAAGUGGCGAGGAGGUUCCCGGAAGAGGAAGAGGAAGAGAUACUGAAAGAGUCCAACUCUCGAUUUGUCCUGUUCCCCAUAAGGUACACUGAAAUAUGGCACGCCUACAAAUCAGCGCAAGCUAGCUUCUGGACAGCCGAAGAGCUCGACCUGGGACAUGACCUCCACGACUGGCACGGCAAGAUGACAGAGAAUGAGAGGUUCUUCAUCCUCCGGAUACUGGCCUUCUUUGCUGCCUCUGAUGGGAUUGUCUCAGAAAACAUCAUUUCACAGUUUGCCAUGGACGUGCAGAUUGCUGAAGCGAGGGCAUUCUAUGCUUUCCAAGCGAUGAUUGAGCAGGUGCAUUCAGAGACGUAUAGUCUGCUUAUCGAGACGUAUGUGCGGGACGCGGAGGAGAAGGACUUUUUAUUCAGGGGCAUGGAGAACAUCCCCUGCAUAAAAAGGAAGGCGGACUGGGCUCUGAGAUAUAUCACAGAAGAGCUGCCAUUCCGGACGCGGCUCGUCGCCUUUGCCUGCGUCGAAGGCAUCUUCUUCUCUGGUUCCUUUGCUGCCAUCUUUUGGCUCAAGAAGCGGGGGCUGAUGCCAGGGUUGACGUUCUCGAACGAGUUGAUCAGUCGGGAUGAGGGUAUGCAUACAGACUUUGCGUGUCUGCUCUACAACCACCUCACCCACCGCUGCAGUCAAGACGAAGUGCACCGUAUCGUCCAAGAAGCACUCGCCAUCGAGAAAGAGUUCCUUACCGACGCUCUUCCCUGCGCCCUCAUAGGUAUCAACUCGGGUUUGAUGUGCCAGUACAUGGAGUUUGUCGCCGACAGGCUGGUGGUUGAUUUGGGGUACCCCAAGAUCUAUAAUGCUACCAAUCCGUUCGACUGGAUGGAGCUGAUAUCGUUGCAAGGCAAAGCCAGUACGUCCCUGUCAUGUUGACCGGCCUUCCGAGCUGACUCGGCUCGACAGACUUUUUCGAGUCUCGCGUAUCGGCAUACCAGAAAGCCAACGUCUCACGAUCUGCUACACCUUCAGGACAGAAGGGCAAGGGUGGAGAAUCAGUCUCGAGAAGAGUGUUCAACACCGAAGCCGACUUUUAGAAUGGCCUGAUCCAGCUUGUGACAUAUCUUUGUACCGCAUACUUUCAUCACCUCCUCGCUCAUGCUGUAUUGUAUAUCAUAUAGACCACAUAAUCACCCAAUACUGUAUAUAGUCGAGAUUACAAUACUCCCCAUUCGCAUCAUCAAGAAACACCCCAUUCACCCAUUCACCCAUUCACCCAUUCACCCAUGC